Molecule: messenger RNA, 1200 nt
Organism: Morchella importuna
Lineage: Eukaryota; Fungi; Ascomycota; Pezizomycetes; Pezizales; Morchellaceae
Exons: 4
Coding region: 1-1200 (399 amino acids)
Source: RefSeq, a predicted model, not a curated record
AUGGGCAUCACCGUCAAGUCACGCAAACACAACAAAGAAAGUAGCACUUCGACAUCAGACCUCAAAUUGCCUGCACGCCCGGCGAAAUCACGAUCGAAAUCACCAUCUGCGAAAGCGACAUCUACAUCCACAAAGCUGAUCCGUCCAGACUCAUUCACAGGGCUAUCCAAGCUCCCGCGCGAGGCCGCCUCCAAACCCGCGCCAUCACCCUCCAGCUCCACUACUUCUCUAACCACCACCACGGACUUCAGCGACCAGCACGCCUUCCGUGCGCUCCCGGGUUUCCAGUGGCAGCGCAACGCAUACGGGCUGAUCGACUGCUUUGCCGACUGCGACAAGAAGAGCUAUGGGUACGGCGGGUUCAAGAAGCGCCGCAACUUCCUGGUGCAUCUGCGCGAGAUCCACGGCCAGGACAUUGGAAGCUAUGACCGCAGGGGCACCCGCGGUUGGAAGGGGACACAGAGGAAGCAGACGAUGAAGGAUAUUGGCGAGAUGGCGGAGGGGGAGGGCGCGGAGGCGGGGGCCCGCACGGGGGAGGAUACGGAUUAUGGAAUGGAGUCGGAUGGGCUGCUGGAGCCGCCGAUACAGUUCUGGGUCCGGAGGGAUUCGAGAGGGGAGGUGGAAACGAAGGAGUGUCCACUUACACGAAACACCAAGGAGGAAGCCGUCUUGGAGCAGGAUUCUCCUGAUGAUAUUGAUAGAGAUGAAGAGAUGGGAUAUGGAUAUCAUGAUUGGCCUGAGGACGAGAUACAGUUUGAGCCGUAUCACCUGUCUCAUUUCGAUCUGUUUGGUGUCUGGCUGGAGCGGAAGAUGGGAACACAACUAGACUGGUGGCCUCUGAGGCCGCCGGUCCACCCCGACACAUCUGGCCUGACACGGAUGUCCUGGAAAUGCAAAUGCGGAUCCACACUCUCAAGCGUGAUCCCCACCGACACCGUCGGGAGCUACCAGCGUCCCCAGUCUUCAUCCGGCGGCAGAAGCGGGCCGGGUGGUCUCGGCAUCUACCCCAUUAAAAAACCCGGGCCUCUCCCACCGUCCCCCCAACCCACUGCCGCCCAUCCCCCUCCAGCAGGCGCACAGGUCCACACCAAGCCACCCCCGAAAUCCCCCGCAACCCCACCACCCAGCGACGGCCCCGGGCGUCCCCAGGCCGCAAAACGCCCUCAGACACCCCCCGACAGUCGCCUUCGGAGCGCCUAG